CUUUGGUUAAGAAUAAUAAAAAUAAUAAUGCAUUUUUACAAAUCCAUUUACUGAUUCAGAAUUUCAGGUUUUAAAUAAAUUUGUUUUUUACACUACAUGUUAUUAUGGUGCGACGGCAGCGUGAACAAAGCACUACUGAAGACGAAAUUGUAAUUGACACAUCUCCCCCUAAGAAACAUAAACGCCAUAAGCAUAAAAAACACAAGAAAAGAAAAAUCGAAAAUGAUUUUGAAAGCGACACAUCUAUCGACGUCUCUUACGAAGAUGCUGUGGAUAAGCCAUACAAAUUAAAAGUAAAAACUGGCAGGGAGUUAUCUGGUACCUCAGCAGCAGAUCUACUUAAAGCACAAACCAUGAAAUCAUCAUCAGACUCGCGUCGAUCUUUACCAGGUUCCUCGUCCAGCACUCCACCAAAGGCAACAUCUAAAAAAAAGAAAAAAAGUAGAGACAGUGGAACUUCUAGUGAGGAGGAAAGAUGGCUUGAUGCUAUUAAAUCUGGAAAGCUUGAAGAAGUUGAUGAGGAGCUGAAAAAAAUUAAACCGAAGGAUCCUAAAAUGAUGACUGCUAGACAGAGAGCAAUGUAUGAAAGGGGUAAUGACAAAGAAACAAGUCCGGGUGGAGAAGUGUUGCUUGCUCUACCGUCUGGUUAUAAAGAAAAAGUUAUGACUGCAGAAGCCAUUCAGAAAGCAGCACUAAAAUCACAAAAACGAAAACAAUUAGCAGAUGAAAAGCGUGAAAAAGAUAAAAAGAAGACUAUGGAUCGCCUUCUCAAAAAACAAGAAUCAAAAAACUUAAAAAAUGCCCAAAAAGGCAAGCCAGCCAAAAAACAGGAGCCUAUGAUUGUUUAUAAAAACAACAACAAUGAAAUAUCACUGUCAUUGCCACCUGGUGUUCCAUUUCCUUUAGAAACCAGGGUUCCAAUAGAAGCACCUAAACCUAUAAAAUGUGGUAUAGAGGAAUGUAAUAAUAGCAAAAAAUAUAAUUGCUCUAAUAGUGGUAUUCCACUGUGCAGUUUAGAAUGUUAUAAAAAAAAUUUAAGCUUGAUUAUGGUAACGUAAUAUACUAUUA
This is a messenger RNA of Achroia grisella, 1068 nucleotides long. Its product is annotated as INO80 complex subunit B. The record is from RefSeq and is a predicted model, not a curated record. Gene Ontology annotation, cellular component: Ino80 complex. Gene Ontology annotation, biological process: chromatin remodeling. Lineage: Eukaryota; Metazoa; Arthropoda; Insecta; Lepidoptera; Pyralidae. The transcript has 3 exons. Bases 105 to 1058 code for a protein of 317 amino acids.